Molecule: messenger RNA, 4095 nt
Organism: Oryctolagus cuniculus (rabbit)
Lineage: Eukaryota; Metazoa; Chordata; Mammalia; Lagomorpha; Leporidae
Gene: ANKRD13A
Product: ankyrin repeat domain 13A
Cellular component (GO): cytoplasm
Molecular function (GO): protein binding
Source: RefSeq, a predicted model, not a curated record
GAAGGAUCUGCCCUAGUCCAAAAAGGCUGAAAGGGAGUCAGGCGCCGGAAUGGUUUGGUCCGGGCCCCUGGCGUCACCCCCUGACUGCAGAGCCAAUGGACGAGGCCCAGUUGUGGACCGAACCAUCCGGGGGUCACUGGAGCAGGGGGGAAACAGGCUGAUGACGCUUAGACCGAGGUUUCCAUAUCGAGACCCGCGGCUCAGGGAGAGAACCUCAGCUCGGCCUCGUGGGUUCUAGUGUGUUUCCCGACGUGGAGUUGGGAGUGGGCGGCACUGGGCGGACCUCGGCCCCGAUGCCUGGCCUCGUCCCCUCCCGCCGCGGCGUGCGGUGGUUCGCUCCCGGCACUUCCCUGUUUGGGGCAGUUCGGCCCGCAGAAGUCGGUUCGGGAGCUGUCAGUGCGGGCGGGAUCGCGGCGGGGCGCGGGGUGGGCGCGUCCGACCCCGUCCCCUGCCUGGCCGGUGGCCUGGGACCUCCCGCGCACCCCGCACCCAGCCUGCUGGGCCUAGCGGCCGCGUACACCGCCUACUGCGCCCCUCGCUUCUUCGCUCUCUGGCCGCCGGGCGGGCGGGCGCCGGGGACCCCGCCGGGGCCGAGGCUUCCAGCGGGCGGCCAGGGCCCGGCUUCGGCUUCCUCGCCAUGUCCUCGGCCCGAGACGUCAGCGACCACUUCCCCCUCCAUCUUCUGGUCUGGAACAACGACUACCGGCAGCUGGAGAAGGAGCUGCGGGGCCAGGUUUCUGCUGGAUUCCUUAGGAGUUUCUGUAGAGAAGAUGCUGUCUUCAGUGACUAGAGAUGGUUUUCCUUCUCCCUGUCCAGUCCGGAUGCUUUUCACUUCUCCGCCCGUGGCCCAGAAUGUGGAGGCUCUGGAUCCACGAGGGCGAACCUUACUGCACCUUGCUGUUUCUCUGGGACAUUUGGAAUCUGCGCGAGUCCUGCUCCGACACAAAGCGGAUGUGACAAAAGAAAACCGCCAGGGAUGGACAGUUUUACACGAGGCUGUGAGCACGGGCGACCCCGAGAUGGUGUACACGGUCCUCCAACACCGAGACUACCACAACACAUCCAUGGCCCUCGAGGGAGUUCCUGAGCUGCUGCACAAAAUCCUUGAGGCUCCGGAUUUCUAUGUGCAGAUGAAGUGGGAGUUCACCAGCUGGGUGCCCUUGGUCUCCAGGAUAUGCCCGAAUGACGUCUGUCGCAUUUGGAAAAGCGGGGCCAAGCUGCGCGUCGAUAUCACGCUGCUGGGCUUUGAGAACAUGAGCUGGAUAAGAGGGAGGCGCAGCUUUAUAUUUAAGGGAGAAGACAACUGGGCCGAGCUGAUGGAAGUCAACCACGACGACAAAGUGGUCACCACCGAGCACUUCGACCUUUCCCAGGAGAUGGAGCGCCUCACCCUGGACCUCAUGAAGCCGAAAAGCAGGGAAGUUGAGAGGCGGCUCACCAGCCCCGUCAUCAAUACCAGCCUCGAUACUAAAAAUAUCGCUUUCGAGAGAACUAAAUCCGGAUUCUGGGGCUGGAGGACAGAUAAAGCAGAAGUUGUUAAUGGUUACGAAGCAAAGGUUUACACAGUAAACAAUGUGAGUGUGAUAACCAAAAUCCGCACAGAACACCUGACCGAGGAGGAAAAGAAGCGAUACAAAGCGGACAGGAACCCUCUGGAAUCCUUGCUGGGAACAGUGGAACACCAGUUUGGUGCACAAGGGGACCUCACCACAGAAUGUGCCACCGCCAACAACCCCACGGCCAUCACGCCCGACGAGUACUUUGACGAAGAGUUCGAUCUGAAAGACAGGGACAUCGGAAGGCCGAAAGAGCUGACCAUUAGGACACAAAAGUUUAAGGCGACGCUGUGGAUGUGUGAGGAGUUCCCCCUCUCCCUCGUGCAGCAGGUCAUCCCCAUCAUCGACCUGAUGGCUCGGACAAGCGCUCACUUCGCAAGACUGAGAGAUUUCAUCAAACUGGAAUUCCCCCCUGGAUUUCCCGUCAAAAUAGAAAUCCCCUUGUUCCACGUCUUAAACGCACGGAUCACGUUUGGCAACGUGAAUGGCUGCAGCACUGCCGAAGAAUCUGCAUCUCAGAGCGUGGAAGGAGCCCAGGCCGAUCCAGCUUCCUCGGGCGCCAACUUCGAGGUUGACCAAUCUGUGUUUGAAAUUCCCGAAUCUUACCACGUUCAGGACAACGGCAGAAAUAUGCACUUGCAGGAUGAAGAUUAUGAGAUAAUGCAGUUCGCCAUCCAGCAGAGCCUGCUGGAGUCCAGCCGGAGCCAGGAAUUUUCAGGACCAGCAUCGAACGGGGGGAUCAGCCCGACACAUGCCUACGAUGCCCAGUACGAGAGGGCCAUCCAGGAGAGCCUGCUCACCAGCGCGGAAGGCCUGUGUCCCGGCAGCCCGAGCGAGAGCAGCCGCUUUGACAGCGACUUGCAGCUGGCCAUGGAGCUGUCUGCCAAGGAGCUGGAGGAGCGGGAGCUGCGGCUCCAGGAGGAGGAGGCCGAGCUCCAGCAGGUCCUGCAGCUGUCGCUCACCGACAAGUAGCCCCUCCUGCCCAGGGGCCGCACAAAGCAGAGGCUCUGGGCUGGGUGCAGCCGCUUCUCUCUGCAGAGGGGGCGAGGGGAGGACCUGGGUUGGCUCGCAGGUCACGUUCUUACUACCAGCUUCCGACAAGACCUCCCUCCCCCCGCAGGUUUGUAGGUUGUUCUUAGGAAGGCGUGUAACAGCCUCACUGCAGUCAGGGUGCUUUGAUGGACAGCGGCACCGCCUCUGCAGAGUGUGGUUUAUGAGUUUGAGACACUUCCUUACCGUUCACCAAAGAAAUGGGUUGUGCCGAUCUCCUCUUUAUUUUUACCUUUAUACAAGGUUUUUAGGACAUUCCCAUCUACUUCUCCAUCUCACUCCAUUCCUUCCACUCGCACCCAGCUGACGUUAGAGGAGAGAUGUACAGAUCUAUUUUAGAUUAUGGGUAACUAUUUGCAUCAAAUGAAGAUACACAGAUGACCACGGAUGUUGCCUUAGCCUUUAAAACUACUAAUGGUUUCAAACCACCUCAACUCCACUUACUGAGGAUCGGUCUGAUUUGAAUUUGUAAAGGCAAUUCCUUGGAGAGCAGGAGCCCCCAGGCAACAUCAAAGGCAGCUAAUCCUGUCCCUGAGGCAGCAGCUAGGGGCACCCGAGGCUGGCAGGCUGGCCAGCACGCCGGAGCAGCACGGAGGGAAGGGAGGGAAGCCACGGGUGUGCAGGCGGCACCUGCCAGAGGGAGGGCUGGUGUGCAGAUGGAAGGGGAGCUCCGAGUGCAGCCCCGUGCUCUCCACUCAAAAGGGAAAAGGAUGACUCCACGUUGCUUUUUAGAGUUCAAAUCAACAUCUUUCCGGAUAAAUAUAUUUUUUAACAGAAUGUUUUUAUUAUUUUUAAAAGAUAUAAAAAUGACUACUCCCAUCAGUAGCAAUACAAGGUUAUACAUUUUAACCAGAUCUUCUCAGGCCUUUUUUGGAUACCUUUAGUAGCUCACUAUUUUGUGUAACCCUCCUGUAAAUAACUACCACCCAACACGCAGGGCCCUGGGGGACGCGGCUGCAGCCCCUCGCUCUGCGCGAAGUCACCUGGGAAGCAAAAUCUCCUCUGUUUCGUGUCCGUUUCCUCUGCUGAACUUCUCUCGGGCUAGGAAGUGAACCCUACACAGGACCGUUCCAGUUACCGUCGGUAUCAUACAGUUAGUGUUGCCAGUAAGACGUCUUAGACGCAGACUGUGCCCUCAAUGCCACUGAACCCUGCCUCUGGUCGCGGUCUGACCAGGGCCCCUUCUCCGCACAGGAGGCCAGUCCAGGCAACAGCCCUGUGUUGCCAACACGCAGCGUGCGUUUUGUUUACUUGGCGUUUACCGGGAGCGAAGACCCCUCUUGGGAAUGGCUGCAGUUAGGCCAUGUCAUUUGCUCACCUGUGUGCGUCGUAGGUAACGUCUGUGUUUGCAUUCCAUGGCUCUGCUUCCCCAGGAAGUCACUUAAAAGGGGACUGAGCACCGUGUCAACUCAUUGCAACGUUUUUCAUGUAUGUGUUCACUCUUAAAAUGCAAAUAAAGACUGCUUCCUUAGAGGGUGCUCCUACACUA